Molecule: messenger RNA, 2349 nt
Organism: Cuscuta europaea
Lineage: Eukaryota; Viridiplantae; Streptophyta; Magnoliopsida; Solanales; Convolvulaceae
Source: the annotation of a GenBank genome assembly
CACUGCAGGUACCGUAGAAAUCUCCAUAUAAACCUCUAGAUCCCACCACUCCCUCCAACAUAACCGCCCUAUAUGCCUCCCCUCAGUCUGCAAUGGCUCCAACAGAAUGCUUGUAAAUGGGAGAUUCGGUCUCCCCUGGCAACGCUUUGAUUGCAGCGGAUCGGAGAUUAUUAUGUCCAUCCCAGACGAAUUCGCAGCCGCUGUUGAAGCCACCACACCGGAAUGCACAGAAAUCGGGAUGGAGAACGGCCAGAUUGCCGAGGAGUCCGCAGCUGAUAGCGGAGAAAUUGCGGGCACCGCUGAGAACCUGAAUCCAAAUCUUCUCGCGGCGGAUGAACGGAGUGAUUUGAAUUCGGUUACUGAUCAUUUCUUCGAGGUUUGUUCUGAGAAAGCCAGCGGAGAGGUUCUGCAGAUGAUUAAACCACAUUCGCAGCUGCCGCAGCCAGAGGCGCCGCCAGGUGUGUCUGCGCUGGUGUCCCCCCGUGACCUUGAACGCUCUAAGUCUAUGCCGGAGAGUUUCGAUGUGCCGGCGAUUGGAAAAUUCUUUCGGGAGAAGAGCAGUAGCUUAUCGUCAGCCAUCACUAGGCGGAUAUCGUCUUUGAGGGAACCAGUCGAGGAGGAGAAGGCGAAGGCCGAUUGUCGCGUGACGGAAAUCAAUCUCUCCGGUCUGAAAGUGGUCGUGAAACUGAAGCCGGACGAGGAACAGGGUCCGCGGCUACUAGGAAGAGUGGCCUUCUUCUCGCGAUCCAAUUGCCGAGACUGUACGGCGGUCCGCUCGUUCCUGCACGAGAGAAGGCUCAAUUUUGUGGAAAUCAACAUCGACGUGUAUCCGGAGAGGGAGAAGGAAUUAGUGGAGCGGACUGGGAAUGCAAUUGUGCCGCAGGUUUUCCUUAAUGAGAAGUUUCUGGGAGGCCUUGUGGUCUUGAAUUCCCUGCGGAACAGCGGAAUGCUGGAGAAGAAACUCGGAGAAAUGAUGGCCGUAAAGUGCCCUGACGAUGCCCCGUCGCCUCCGGUCUACGGGUUUGGUGAGCCAGAGGAGCAGAGGGACCAGAUGGCGGACAUUGUGAGAGUUGUGAGGCAAAAGCUUCCUAUCCAGGACCGGAUAAUGAGGAUGAAGAUAGUGAAGAACUGCUUCGCCGGCGGCCAACUCGUGGAGGCUGUAAUACACCACCUGGACUGCGGCCGUCACAAGGCUAUUGAAAUUGGGAAACAGUUAGCUAGAAGGCAUUUUAUCCACCACGUGUUUGGGGAAAACGAAUUUGAGGAUGGAAACAAGCAGUUCUAUCGGUUCCUUGAACAUGAACCGUUCAUUCCCAAAUGUUACAAUUUCAGGGGAUCCACAAAUGAUAGUGAACCUCGAGCUUCUGCUGCCAUGGGUCUCAGGCUUUCCAAGAUAAUGUCUGCAAUACUAGAGAAAUUUGCCUCUGAAGAUAGGCGCCGUCUUGAUUACGUCGGCAUUACCAACAGUGAAGAAUUUAGGAGGUACAUAAAUUUGGUUCAAAAUCUCCAGAGAGUGAAUCUGGAGACACUUUCAGCAGAUGAAUUACUAGCCUUAUUUCUCAAUUUGUACAACGCCAUGGCAAUUCAUGGUGUGAUAAGGAUUGGGCAUCCUGGCGGCAUGAUUGACAGGAGGGCCUUCUUUGCUGACUUCCAGUACGUAGUUGGGGGCUAUCCAUAUUCUCUAUCUGCAAUUAAAGAGGGGAUUCUUAGAGGCAAUAAAAGAGCACCUUUUACUUUGGUAAAACCUUUCUUCAAUGGGGAUAAGCGUUUAGAGAUGGCGCUUACAAAAGUGAAUCCAUUGAUCCAUUUUGGAGUGUGCAAUGCAACAAGAUCAAGCCCAGCUGCAAAGUUUUUCACUCCCGAAAAUGUGGAAUCUGAACUAAAGUAUGUGACGAGGGAGUUUUUCCGGAGGGAUGAUGCCAUGCAGGUGGACCUGAGCAAGAGGACUGUGUACCUUAGCCGGACAAUGAAGUGGUAUAGCGCGGAUUUUGGGCCGCACCAAAACGAAAUAUUAAAAUGGAUAGUCACUUACUUGGAUGCAACCAAGGCAGGUCUUCUCACACACCUCCUCACUGACGGUGCUCCAGUUAACGUUCUUCAUUACAAUUUUGAUUGCUCUCUAAACGCCUAACUCACCCUAUAUAUCUUACGCUACGUUUCAGGCCAGGGCAAUGGUUUUCGAUAUAAUUAAUUAAUUUAUUUAUUUAUUUAUUACCCACCCUGCCCGUCGGCCCGCCCUCCAACUCUUUUCAGUGUUUUAAAGUGGAAGCUGCAAAUCUUCUUUUACUGAGUUUUUUUCGAAUUAAUGCUAAUUAAUUACGAAAAUAAUGUUGGGUUAAAAGUAUUUAC